Messenger RNA from Scylla paramamosain (green mud crab), 1666 nucleotides. Its product is annotated as monocarboxylate transporter 12-like. Gene Ontology annotation, cellular component: membrane. The coding region runs from base 83 to 1666 and encodes 527 amino acids. Gene Ontology annotation, biological process: transmembrane transport. NCBI's taxonomy places the organism in Eukaryota, Metazoa, Arthropoda, Malacostraca, Decapoda, Portunidae. The transcript is spliced from 5 exons. Gene Ontology annotation, molecular function: monocarboxylic acid transmembrane transporter activity. The record is from RefSeq and is a predicted model, not a curated record.
GGAGAAGGGAGGAGGCAGAGCGCAGCGUGGAGAGGCCUGGGCAGAGUUGAACCUGCUCUUGCUGCAGAGCGGCAGUCCAGGCAUGACAGUGGCUGAGAUAAGGAGGACGACGAUGGCGCCACAAAACACGUCACUGGAGGCUGGCGACGAGGCGGUGGUGGGCGGCGUGCUAGCGGAGGUCAGCCUCGGCAGUGACAUCACCUCCGCCACGCCCCUCUUCCCCGCUCCCCUGCCGCCCACGCCCACCCUCGCCCAUAAGCGGUCCUCCACGCCCACCGAGGAGGACUUCAACGCCGCCCUCCUGGCUACGAAUGGAGGAGGCGGAGGCCCCAUAUGUCAGUGUCGCGCCCGCAGCCCUGACGUGGACGGCGGGUGGGCGUGGGUGGUGCUGGUGGCUGCCUUCCUCCAGUUUUUCAUUACUUCAUCCUUGUACUACUCCUUCAGCGUAUUCUUCGUGGAGCUGGUGGCGGCGUUCCAGCAGUCCCGCGGCCUGACGGGCUGGGUGUACGCCACCAACUCGGCAGUCUUCAUGUGCAGCGGGCCGCUCGGGGGAUGGUUCCUCUCCCGCUGGGGGACACGCGCCACCCUCAACCUGGGCGCAGUGCUGGCGGCAGUGGGCUACCUGGGGUCCGCUCUCUCCCCCAGCCUCGCCUAUAUCUUCUUUUUUUACGGCGUGGUGAAUGGAGUGGGCACCAGCUUCACCUUCUCCGGUUGGGUUGUGGGCCUCGCCAGGUUCUGGGAAAGGCGGCACGCCCUGGCGAUGGGCGUGGCCAUGGCAGGGUCUGGAUGUGGGGUGCUGCUGCUGGGGCCACAGAUACAGGUGAUGGUGGUUCACUUUGGGUGGCGCGGCGCCAUGAUCCUCUGUGCGGGUCUCUACCUUCAGUUGUGUGUUCUCGCCACCCUCUACUCCAUCCCCAGGGCGCCUCCGCCCUGCCGCGUCGUCCUCCACUGCGGUGGGGAGAAAUCAGAAUCCCAGGAAGAAGCGAAGAGAGCAGCGGAGACGAGAACGAGGGUGAGUACAGAUGACGAGGUGAAGGCACACCACGUCAAUACGAAGCAGGUAUUGUGGUCGCCGGGCUUCUGUCUGCUAGCCGCGUCCUGUUUCCUGACCGUCAUGGCCAUCACCACGGUGUUCGCGGUGCUCAGGGACUGGGCAGAACUGGAAGGGCUCGGUGCCGCCUUUUCCUUAGCACUGGCGGGAAGCGGCGGCGGAGACCUGCUGGGCCGCGUGCUGGCGGGCCUGCUGGUGGGCCGGGGCUGCUCGCCGCUCCUACUGCUAAGCGUUGUUCAGCUCCUGCUUGCCGUCACCAUUGGGUUUGCCGCCGCUGCCUCCAUCCCCACCCAACUUAUUGCCGCCAUGGUGGGCUUUGGUGUGGCGUGCGGCCUUCACUCCGUCAUCAGCGCCCUCAUGCCCUCACACUUCACGUCCGGGGUGGGAGUGGGACACGUGCUAGGUUGUCUCCUCUUCGUGACAGGCGUCGGGGCGCUGGUGGGACCUCCCGUCACAGGAGCAAUAGUAGACUUGUAUCAUUCCUAUGGCAGCGCCAUGGUGCUGUGCAUUGCUGCGCCUGCGCUUGCCUCCCUUCUCAACUUGGCCGCUUACUUCUGUCACCGCCGUCGUCAUAUGCAGGAACGCGCCGGUGUCACGAAACAAAGUGUGGCAUGA